UGUCAAGGAGACGGAUUCGGCGAAACCACGUUCGCGGAGACGCAACGCUAUCUCUUCCUCUUCGCUUUGCGCCGCCCGUAUCUUCUUCCCCAAAUCUAGGCGUCUUUUCCUAUUUAUACGCCUUCCCGUUUCGUCGGAGCUUCUCGAGCACCUUCUGUUCCAACCACCUGAACGAAAGAGAGGUCCGUUUUUCUCAUCGAAAGUUGGGGGUUUGUUUUGUCUCUCUGUUUUGUGUUUCCUUGCGUCGUCGCCUUCGAUCAUCCUUCGGAGAUCGAAUCAAGAUUAGCAAUCGAGAAAGAGAAGUCGACUCGAUUUUUGAGUUGUCGUCGACGAAAAUAUAGGGCUGGGCUGUCAGCCAAGGGGAUUUGACAGCCAGCCCUUUCUCUUACCCCCAAAGCUCCUAUUUCUCAGUUUGACUUCGCUUCCUGUCCAUGUUCAUCGUGCUCAAUUCAAUUCAAUUCCAACGCGUAACCGAGUAGGCGGCCGCGUCCUUAUCCUGCAAAAGGAGCUCCUUUUUAAUACCCGCAAGGCCCAGAAGUUUGAGCAACUCUUCUUCUUCUUCAUUGAUACAGUUGCGAUGGCUUCCUUCUCGGGUCUUCUGCACAGGCCCCUCUCUGCAGCCGCCGUAGUCGCCAUCACCGCAGUCUCAUCUACUCUCCCUGAGCAUGUAUCCUCUCCGUCACAGCCCGCUGACUCUGUUGCCGCCGCCUCCGCACCUCAUCCUCUCUCAUUCUUGCCUGUGGACAAGAUCAAGCCUUUAUCUCAUGUGCCUGCUUCAGUCUUUGGUUCCUCAGCUUUCCGCAUUGCCUCCCCCGCUGCCCUCUUCACCCCUUAUCAGUACGCUAAGCUAAGUGACCCUCGGAAAAAUGUCGAAUUGCCGCAGCCGGCGAUUGCAUCUUCGCAAUCUGACGUGUUGUACCGGUGGCAUUUGCCGCAUCCGAAUGCUUAUGAUAUCCAUGGAACAGAUUCAAACUCAAAAGCCAAGUCUCAGACGGUUGUGGUACUGCUCGGGUGGCUCGGAGCAAGGCAGAAACACCUUAAGAGAUAUGCAGAAUGGUACACCUCGAGAGGGUACCAUGUAGUGACAUUCACAUUCCCUAUGGCUGAUGUGGUUAGCUACAAGGUUGGCGGGAAGGUCGAAAGGGAUGUCGAGUCAUUGGCUGAGCAUUUGGUGGAUUGGGCGUCGGAAGAGAAGGGGAAGAACUUGGUCUUCCACACUUUCAGUAACACAGGAUGGUUGACAUAUGGAGUACUGCUCGAGAAGUUUAGGGAGCAGGAUUCUUCUGCCAUUGGCAAGAUCAAAGGUUGCAUUGUGGAUUCAGCUCCUGUUGCGGCGCCCGAUCCUCAGGUUUGGGCUUCAGGUUUUUCUGCUGCUCUUCUCAAAAAGCAAAGUGUGGCAACAAAGGGCAAUGCAAGACCGGGGCUAAACGUGGUGGACUCUGAAAAUCUAUAUGCCGGUCCCAAACCGGCAGUCACCGAGAGCGCCUUGUUAGUUGUCUUGGAGAAGUUCUUCAAAGUCGUCUUGAACUUGCCUACUAUCAACAGGAGGCUGUCUGAUGUCUUGGAGCUACUGACUUCAGAGCAACCGAAGUGCCCUCAACUGUACAUAUACAGCUCGGCUGACCAAGUUAUUCCGGCAAAGUCAGUCGAGUCGUUCAUAGAAAGACAAAGGAGAGCUGGUCAUGAGGUCAGAGCAUGUGAUUUCUUGUCAUCACCUCACGUGGAUCACUUCAGAAACCACCCAGCUCUUUACGAUACUCAACUUGCUAGCUUUCUGGAUGACUGUGUUCUUUGCAACCAAAACUCAUGUUGCAAAGACACUUCAUGAGAUUUUUUUUUUUCCAUCUACAUUGAUGUCAUUCUUUUAUCUGGCUGUUAUUUUACUAGUGCCAUGAAUAUAGGUUUCUCUUUAUUGUCUUAAAACUGUAAUGACUGCAAAGGCAUAUACAGAAAAGUAAUUGACCAUACAAUAGACCUAUUUGUUGGCAUA
This is a messenger RNA of Zingiber officinale, 1990 nucleotides long. Its product is annotated as transmembrane protein 53-like. The transcript has 6 exons. Bases 578 to 1828 code for a protein of 416 amino acids. The record is from RefSeq and is a predicted model, not a curated record. NCBI's taxonomy places the organism in Eukaryota, Viridiplantae, Streptophyta, Magnoliopsida, Zingiberales, Zingiberaceae.